AUUAGAGACCUGCAUUUAUAUGAUCUAAGAGUGUGGAAGUGAAGAAAAGAGGUUGGGAACUUCAAACUAUUUUGGUUGAUUCCUUUUUGUUGCUGUCAAAGACCAUAUUGCAAAAUCAGAUGGCUGCAGUUGGAGUCUGGCAUAUUUGUAUGCAAAUAUAACCUUUGUUCUCCAAAACUACAACAUGUAGUAGCAGAAAUGUUUAAUAAAACUAAUAGAUAUGGAUGGGGGGAAAACUUGAUGGUGCUUGAUUUGUUAACAUCCUUCAUAGAGUGGCAAUGUUUUCACCUUUGGAGAUGACAGUGCUGGACAACUAGGACACAACUCUUCAAAGAUUGGUCCUCAGAAAAUCGAUGAGAUUGAUGGUCCAGUUUCCCAUGUUUCCUGUGGAAGUUAUCACACUCUUUGUGUCUCUGCCUCUGGGCAGUUGUGGUCUUUUGGACGUGGUCUCCCUCAGCACACGGAAAGUUCGGCAUCGGAGAGCAGACAGGAAGAAAGACGGUGUAUUGACCUCAAUGCUCUUCUGGCCCCUAAUGAAUUGUUGGGAGUCCAAGUUUUUGCUGGAGCAUAUGUCAACUUUAUCAAUAUGUAUCAGGCUUCUGCAUGUGCUAGUGCAGCCACCUCUUUCGAUGUCUUGCCUAGGAUCAGCCAGCUGGACAGAGGACUGAUUGAGAAAUGGAAGUCAGCAGAAAUCGGAAGUGAAGCACAGCAGAAUGCUAAAAGGGAGAUAGAAGAAAUUUUCUCCUCACCUCCUUGCUUAACGGCAAGCUUUUUACAAACAAGAUCUGAUGUGUCAAUGGACGGUUUUGUCCCAGUGAAUCUGCAAGAAGCAAGAGAAGUUUUGAAGGAACUUACUAUGACAGAUUGGAUUGCUCGGCAGAUCGAUUCUUCUCUAUUGGACCACCUAUUUCUUGCUCUUCCACGGAGUUCUCCUCACCAAGAAGCUCUUGCUAUUUUUCUCCUGGUGCCUGAGUGCUGUGUUGCUCUUGAAGCACGCAGGAUACCGUCACUAGCUUUAAAGUUUGCUAAAGCUGUCACAGGUCUGAGCAAGGGCGCUUCCAACAUUCUAGAAAAUUAUUGGUCCUUGUUGCCAGAUCCGUUUUUAGAGCAAAUAGUUCAAAUGUUGAAGACCUGUGUGUCAGUCAUGUUGCCUUAUUAUAAGCUUUCUCCCAAAGACAAGUCAUGGAUCGAUACCCUCAAAGUGCUUAAAAAGCUGUAUAAGAUCAACAUGAAGGCUAAAUGCCGACUGCAAACAAGUACCUUCUGCAUAGAUGAAAUUCCUCAAAAAAUUGACCUAGAAGAAGAUUUUUGGAGAUGGGAGUUAUGUAAAAAUAUCCCAGAAGAAGACAGCUUAAUCUCUUUCUGCCUUUUUCCUUUUGUCUACAAUGUAUCAACCAAAAGGGAAAUACUUUAUUAUGGGUCCUUUGCUGUACAAGAGUUACUAAAAACAAAAGCUUAUUGUGAAUUGGGCAAGAAUUGGAGGCUGAGAAACAGUGACCUCCCAGAACGCCCUACCUUUACUCUGAAAGUGCGACGCCACUCUCUCCUUGAAGACACCUGGCACAAACUUAGUAUAUUGGAGGACUCCUACCUGAAAAAGCACCUGUUGGUUCAAUUUGAAAAUGAAAUGCUUGAUUAUGGAGAUCAAGGUUACCUGGUAGAAUUCUUUUCAGAGGUGUUUGAGAAGGUGGUACAGCCAGAAUAUGGGAUGUUUAUGUAUUGUGAAUCCACUUCCCCAAUGUGGUUCCCUCCCAAGCCUUCUGUGGAGAAGAAUAAAUAUUUCCUGUUUGGUAUUCUCUAUGGGCUUUCAAUAGCUAACAGAGUCACUGUCUACAUACCCUUCCCACUUGCUGUCUUUAAAAAGCUGCUUAACAAGAAGCCAACUCUCAGUGAUGUGAAAGAGCUAAGCCCUGUGCUAGGAAGAAAUUUGCAGACAGUUCUUGAGUAUGAACAUGAUGACCUUGAAGACAUGUUUCAGCUAUGUUACUCUAUUUCCUGGGACAGCAUGGAUUGUUUGUGGCAGGAAGCAACAGGAUCUCUGUGA
This is a messenger RNA of Notechis scutatus (mainland tiger snake), 2044 nucleotides long. Lineage: Eukaryota; Metazoa; Chordata; Lepidosauria; Squamata; Elapidae. The record is from RefSeq and is a predicted model, not a curated record.